This is a messenger RNA of Eruca vesicaria subsp. sativa (arugula), 1723 nucleotides long. The record is from the annotation of a GenBank genome assembly. Lineage: Eukaryota; Viridiplantae; Streptophyta; Magnoliopsida; Brassicales; Brassicaceae.
CAGAUUCAGGACGCUUAAUAAAGUUUCUUCUUUUUCCCCUAAACAUCGCUUUCGUUUACAUUGUUCUUAGGGUUUCGAUCUUCGUUCAACUCAUUUUUUUUUAUUCCUCGGAAUUCGAUUCCGUUAUCAGUCUUCUCCUCUCUCAUUCUCCUGCAAUUUCGCCUCGAUUGGGUCCUCCCAAUCACCCUUUCUGAUCGGCGAAAAAAGUUACCUUCUUUUGGUGAUUCUCGAGGAGAAAAAGACUCAUCCUUUUAUGUAAAGUAAGUGACUCUGAUGUGAGAUCUCGGUUUGUUAAUCUGUUUUGAUGAGGAAGAAGCGGAAAGGAAGUAGUGAAGCUGAAGGCUCCGAGGAUUUAACAUGUGCCUCUGCUUCACGAUCAUCCAACUUCAGGUCCCACUUUUCGCUAGAAGGCUACGCUAGACUCAAGAAGCGUUGCAAGGAGAAUGAUGAUGACACUGACUCUGUUGGUUGUUCCUUCAAGAGACGCCUCGCCGGCGUCGCUACUGCGCCUCCCUGUGGUGCUUCGUCUCUGGUUUCGUCAGGGAGAGGUUUGAAGAGGAAGAUUGGGUGUAUAGAUGUUUCUACGCAGACUGGUAGGAAGAAUAGGAUUGAUGAUGAUUAUGUGUUUGGUCCUAAUAUUGGGAAAGGGAAGUUCGGGUCGGUUAGGAUGUGUAGGUCGAAGAGUAAUGGGAUUGACUUUGCUUGUAAAACUUUAAAGAAGGGUGAGGAGACUGUUCAUAGGGAGGUUGAGAUUAUGCAGCAUUUGUCUGGUCAUCCUCGGGUUGUUACAUUGCAUGCUGUCUAUGAAGAGGCGGAUUGUUUUCAUCUUGUGAUGGAGCUGUGUUCUGGUGGACGUUUGAUUGAUCAGAUGGUUAAGGAGGGGAGGUACUCUGAGCAAAGAGCGGCUAAUAUAUUCAAGGACCUUAUGCUAGUUAUCAAUUAUUGUCAUGAGAUGGGUGUUGUGCAUAGAGAUAUCAAACCUGAGAAUAUUCUCUUAACAUCUGCUGGGAAGAUUCAGUUAGCUGAUUUUGGCCUCGCCAUGAGAAUUGCAAAAGGUCAAACGUUGUCUGGAUUGGCAGGAAGUCCUGCUUAUGUAGCACCUGAAGUUCUUUCUGAAAGUUAUUCAGAGAAAGUUGACGUGUGGAGUGCAGGAGUACUCUUAUACGCUCUCUUAUCUGGUGUGCUCCCUUUUAAGGGAGACUCUUUGGAUGCUAUCUUCGAAGCAAUCAAGAAAGUGAAGCUUGAUUUCAACUCAGGAGUGUGGGAGUCAGUCUCCAAACCAGCUCGUGAUCUAUUGUCAAGAAUGCUAACAAGAGACGAAUCCGCUAGGAUCACAGCUGAUGAAGUGCUAAGGCAUCCAUGGAUACUAUUUUACACAGACAGAACACUCAAGACAAUGUGUAUCAAGUCUAAGCACAAGAGUCAAGGAGGGUCUCCUCCAUGUCUUCAGGUUCGCAGUCCGAUAAAGAUUACUGACCUAAACAGAGCUAACAGAGAGAAGAAGAAGACAACACAUGAUGAUUCACCGACUGAUUCAUUCUCCAACACAGAGGAGGAGGAAGAAGAUGAAAGCGGUGUGGUCGAUGUGCUUGUGGUUGCAAUCUCCAACGUGAGGAUCUCAGAACCAAAGAGAAGCAGAAUCUGUAGUACCACGAACAGUCCCAUUGAACAGCAACACUCUUCUAACUUGGCCACGACUAAUACACUCUGUCGAGCCUUCUGA